Fonsecaea multimorphosa CBS 102226 is the source of this 1668-nucleotide messenger RNA. RefSeq lists its product as uncharacterized. Lineage: Eukaryota; Fungi; Ascomycota; Eurotiomycetes; Chaetothyriales; Herpotrichiellaceae. The transcript is spliced from 3 exons. Gene Ontology annotation, molecular function: transmembrane transporter activity. Gene Ontology annotation, biological process: transmembrane transport. The record is from RefSeq and is a predicted model, not a curated record. Bases 1 to 1668 code for a protein of 555 amino acids.
AUGUCCAACCAGCAACACCAGACUAAUCGUCCACCACGAGACGACGAUGCAUAUCCAUACCAGCAACUCACGGUCUUGGCGCUAUGCCGCCUUGCCGAGCCCAUCGCCUUCUGCUCCAUCACAGCCUACACUUUUGUAAUGGUCGUCGACAUCAAAGGCGAAGAAAAUGCCUCAUUCUACGCUGGUCUCUUAAUCUCGGCCUUUGCCAUGGCCGAGGCCUGUACGGCCAUGAUCUGGGGACACAUCUCGGACCGCUACGGCAGGAAACCGAUCGUGCUUCUGGGACUUGCGGGAGUUGCGUUGUCGAGUCUGAUCUUUGGGUUUGCAAAGAGCUACUGGGUUGCUUUGCUGGCGAGAGUGGUGGGCGGGCUUUUGAACGGGAACGUGGCUGUCAUGCAGACUAUGGUGGCGGAGAUGGUGAAGAGACCUGAGCACGAGCCCACCGCAUACGCCGUUCAGCCCUUCGUGUGGAGUCUAGGAUCUAUUGCUGGGUCAGCGCUGGGAGGCUUCACGGCGCAACCCGCCCGAUUCUAUCCUCAUCUGUUCUCCCCCGACGGCAUUUUCGGCGAGUAUCCUUACCUCUUACCGAACCUGGUUGCCGUGGCGAUCAUCGUCAUCGCCAUUGUUCAGGGCUGCAUCUUCCUUGAAGAGACGAAUCCAGUGUCGUCGCGACCAUCAGGCACGCCCUCCAUAGUCAGCAGUGCGGAUACGGUCAAUGAGACGACGCCCCUAUGGCAACGACGGAGGAGGGAAUCGGCGCUCAGUGCAUUUUCGACAGGGACUGGCGGACUCACUUAUGUCGCCGCGGAAUCCAUGCCCGUCGCCAUCGAUCCCACUUUCGACCUUCGGCGGUCUUCCGUGGCCUCGAUUGGCUCCCUCAAGCCGUUGGUGAAGGUCGGACCACAAGUCGAAGCCGUCAUUGACGAAGACGAAGACGAUGAACGCACCAUCAGGCCAGAACACAUCAAGGCCUUUACCAAACCCGUUAUCAUGUGGACCGUGGCUCUGGUGGUCAUGUCCUAUCACUCUAUGGCCUUCGGAUCUGUUCUCCCAAUCUACCUCCUCGACGACCCGCAACGACCCGCACGCGAGCUUGACUUGAAGGGAGGUCUCGGCAUGACGCUGCACGAAGUCGGGACAUACCUCGCCGCCAGCAGCAUCAUGUCCCUGUUUUUCCAAGCGGUCGUGUUCCCCGUCUUCGUGGCGAAACUGGGUGUCUGGAAGGCCGUCUUGUCAGUCACGCUUCUCAGCCCGUUCAUCCACACCGCGGUGCCGUUCGUCUCUCUUCUCGCGAAACCGGGCGUCGGGAUCUACGCCGUACUCGCACUCCAGAGCUUCACGGGCGUCGUCUCCUUUCCUACAUUCUUGAUCCUUCUCAAAAACGCCACUCCCUCGCCGCAGGUGCUGGGCAAAGUCAACGGGCUGGCCAUGUCGGCCUGCUCCGCCGCCAGAACCGUAGGACCGCCCCUGGUCGGCGUGUUCUACAGCAGCCUGGGCUCGGCGGGGGCGUGGUGGAGUUGUGCCGUCGUGGCCAUCAUCGGGGUGGUGCAGUUCUACUUCUCCCCGCGGCCGAGGGACGAUGACGAGACGAUAUUGCGGAGAGUCUCGACGGCGGCUGUCGACGUGCAGCCGCCCAUGGCUGAUUUGGCGCGGGGUCGAGAAGAGUAG